UUAUGCACUGGGAGAUCUUCUGAGCACAAUAGCCUCAUGAGUAGACAGAAAUGUCUUUAAAAACCACGAACAGGAUUUGUAAAUUUUAAACGAAAAGCGAACCUAUUUUUCAUCCUUAAAUUAAUCUAGGUAGGUGGCAUAUGGUUUACAAAUAUACAUUAUCAUACGUUAUAAUUUUUGGUUAUUUACUAUUUUUUAAAUAUAUUUUAUAAGUUUAGAAGAUAAGGGAAUUAUGUAAUUUUAAAACUUUUAUUGUUAUUUUAGUCUGGCAAUAUGAUUUAAAUGAUUUAAUUAAUCACUUAGACUUACUAAGUCACUUAGCCUUUUCAGUUUUUAAUUUAUAUAAAUUUAUAUAUAAAUUAAAUGCAAUACACUUGAAUAGAGAAAAUUGACUGAUAUCCCAAAGAAUUUAAAAAAAAAACAACAACAAAGCACAAACAAAAAAAUCUCUGAGUCUGAGAUCAAAUUUCUAAUUCUAGUUCAAAGUCAAGUGGUUCAAAGGUUAUAUUUAUUAAUUUUUUUUUUUGUGAGGACAUCAUGUAGGCCCUAAUGUACUAUUUUUUUUAUUUUUACCAUUGAGUUUUCCUCCACAUUUUUUAUUUUUUAACCCAUUUUUAUAUAGCUCAUCACUUUCUUUCGCCCAUAUUUCUUGAAUAUUUCUUAAUGGAAAAAUGUCAUAUGAAUUUACAGGAUUUGUUAAUAAUAUUAUACAUUUAUGAAUGAAAGUAUGUGUAAUAGAAUAUUUAGAAAGCGUUUUCAAAGAUUUUAAAUAAUUUACAAAAAAAUAAAAUCUUAUUUUAACAAAAUAUAAAUUCAAUAAAUUGGACAUUUUUUAAUGAAAAUUAAUCAUAUCUAAAUAAAUAUUAAAGAUAAAAAGCUCAAAUUUGAUGUGGUGUUGCAACUUAGCCUUACCAGAAAUUAAAAAAAUGGCCGGCUACACUUAGAAAGAAUGACAGACGAGUGAAGAGGGUACAUCACCAAAACCCAAGGGGAAAACGGUUCAAAGACAGACCUAGGCUUAGAUGGAUAGAUGAUGUGGAAAAAGAUCUACAGCAACUGGGAAUCCAAGCAUGGAAAAGAAAAGCUUUAGUUAGAUCUGAGUGGAAGAAAGUAGUGAGGCAGGCCAAAGCCCUUCAUGGUCAUGGGCUGUAGCACCACAGGGAUGGAUGGUUGCAACUUAUUAAUUAAAAAAGUAAACAAGUAUUAGCAUUAGAAAAGAGAAAAAGAAAAACGAUGACAUUAUCAUUGAUUCUCAAAUGGCUAAAAUCAAGGAGUAAGUCCUACACAUAGUACCCAUAGCAUGCUAAAAUAGCAUGGAUACAAGUACAAGUCCUAUAAAAGUAUUCAAUCAAUUUAGUAUAUGAAAAUUUAAAAUUUCAAGCUUGCAGCUAAAAGUUAUAAUAAAUGUAUCCUUAUUUUUGGUUCAAUGAGUCCAAGCAAAAGUUUGAUGUUUGGAGUAAUUUAAACCAUAUACAUUAGACUAAAUUUUUUAGCUUGUAAAUGUUCAUUAUUUUGGGCUAAUCAGGUCAUUUUUUUAAAUUAGCUAAUCCAUAACAAUAUGUAUCUACUUUAUCUUUAGAUCCUAUCAGCGUUCUUACAACUUAAUCCAUUUAUUUGCAGAUUCUUCAUGAAUUAUUAUUAGAAUGACACAGAAAUCCUUAGAAUCACUGCCCAUUGACAUUCAUUACAAUAAACUAUUGGGUGAGUAGAGAUCUAUAACUAUAAUAAAAGUAUUUUAUUUAAAUUUUGAGGCAUAUUAUUUUUCUUUGAUCUUAAAAAAUAUAAGUUCCAUAUGCAUUGUUUACUAUCUUUAAACUGCUUCUUCAUUACUAAAUAUUCUCUCUCAACAAGAAGGUAUUUUUAUAAACUUGUUUUUCAAACUUUUGUACCUUGCUUUUUAGCUUUAUUUUUUAUCUUAUUAAGUUUGACAUCUCUUUACUUUUUUCCUCACAUAGAAUGGCUUGUUAAUAGACGUCAUUGUAAUCAACAAUUCCAAGCCUUUAUCACAGUCAUAAGGGAAAAGAUGGUCAAAGCCAGAGACUUGACACUAGCUGAGGAGAUAAAGGAUAAAGACACUCAAGAGCUUUUAUCAUUAACACGUAUAGACUGACAGUUUGAACAAAAUACUCACAAAAUAUUUUAAUGUUUUUAAAUUUCAAAUAAAAGAAUCUAAAUAAGUUAUUUACAUUUCAAUAGACUCUAAUAUUGGUGUUUUUCAAACAUUUCUGACUAAUUAUUGUUAAAUACUAUUUUCCCAUAUAUUAUUGCAGAACUGAAUUACUUCCAAGUAAAACAGUUAGUUGAGCACCUCAAAUCUUCAGACAUUGGCAAGAAAAACUUAUUAGGGCAGUAUACUUCACAGUGUAUGAAGGUAACUGUUUAAUACAUAAGUAAUAAGAGUUCCUCUAAAAAACAAAUUCUCUGCUUUACAUUUGAUUCUCAUCUAUAAAACCUCCAUUUAAUUGGAAGUUUAGCUGAAAUCACCAUUUGAUAGGACAGUAAUGCCAAACCUUCAUUUGAUUGGACAGUUUAGCAGUAGUGUUAAGUGUCCCCCCUUUAAAUGUUUCAUUUAUUAACUGCUUGGAAAUUCUCCAGUAAUGAAUAGAUAAAACAUAUUAUUGACAUUGUUUAUUGACAUUCAUGGCCUUGACCUAUACCUUAUAAAAAGUUAGAUAUAAUAGCUGAGGUUAAUCUCUAGCAUAUGAGUUUAGCACAUUAGGCAUCUAUCUAUUUACUGGACCAUGUUAGACUAAGGGUAUUUCUUAACUCCAGGGUUUUAAAGUAAAUUAAAUAUAACUUAUAACUGGAUUGAUUUAUUGUUCUUUCUGUACCUGAGAAAAAACUACAUCGCCUAUACAACAUCUGACAUAGUAAUUUUAAAAAACUUCAUUUUUUAAUAUAUAACGUAAGAUUUAUGAAAGAGACAACUUCAAAUGUGCUUAAAGUGUGUUUAGAAAGUAGUUCAAUAUCAUAUAAAAUCUAGUUUGUCAACAGUUUUUAAAACACAACAUUAUUGUUUUGAUAUUGACUUACUUUACAAAAGUAAAUAAACUAAUAAAUUUGGCGCUUUAAAUGUUAGAAUAGUAUCUUGGUGUAUUUGACCUGCUAAUUCCAAAUAUGGCAUCUGUUUUCCCCUAACAGCUCAAGUUUUUGAGAUACUGGACAAAUGCCAUUUUCAAUAUGAAUAAAUUACACUGGCUAACACAAAAUUUGGCAUGCCUUAAAUUGUAGAUUUGUUUUAGAUAUAUUUGACCCGCUGAUUAAAAAUUCAUAAUUUGAAAGUUAAGAUACCGGUAUUUUUUUAUUUUCAAUAAAUUAUCACUUAUGUUUUACUAUUAUUAAUUCAUUAUAAGAUUUAUUGGGAAAACCCAAACAUCAGUGGAGGUUUUUAAUUGCGUUGUUAAUAUUGGGAAAUUAAAUUUAGAUACAUGUUAUCCAAAUGUCUUCAAACUAUAUAAGAUUAAAAAAUCGUGAGUCACAGAUUUUUUACCCCUCCUCCCCCCUGUCACAAAGUAUCACAAAUUCUCCACCCCCCCACCCCCUGAGCGUGAUGUAAUGUACACAUGUUUAUAAUAAAAGUACAUAUAUUUUCCAUCUAAAUAAUAAUGUGUUUUUAUGAUAUCCUUGUUCAGGCAAAUUGAAUUAUAUUGAGUAAAACUAAAUUUUCCUAUAUUCAACACUAUAAAACUAGAGCUGUUAAGAUAUUUAUUUAUAUAUCGGAUUAUUUUACCUUGUUUUUCUCUCUGAUUUUUUUAAGGAAUGGUCUGACAUUCUGAAGCUGUAUGAGAAAGAUGGUACUUUUUUAGGUAAGCUAUAAAUGACUUCCCCACUCUAUUUCUAAACAUUUAAAAAUUAAAGGAUGCAUGUAACAGCCCUAAACAUUUGAAAUGAAUCACAUCUUUUACAUGAAUGACCAUGUUUGAGGAUAUUGAUGUGAAAGUUGAAAAUUAUUUGAUCUCACCGUUGACAAUUAUUUAAUCACACUGUUGACAAUUAUUUAAUUUCAAUUUUGACAAUUAUUUUCUCACCAUGUGCAGCUGAGACUGCCCAGCUCAUUGUUCGCAAUGUCAACUAUGAAGUGCCUGCUCUUAAGAAACAAAUCAGUAAAUGUCAACAGACUCAGAAGGUACAUUUAUUUAUCCAUAAUAUUAUAAUAUAUAAUAAUAUUAAAUUAUGAUUAUUAAACUUAUACUUGUGUUCAUAAUUGCAAUAAAAAGAUAUGCUAAAAAUAUUUUUCUAAGGCGUGAACUUAUUUUGUGCAAAAGUGGGUCUCUAUCUCUCUCUUUCUUUUUUUUUUUAAAAUCAUGUUAUGUUUGUUUUGUUGCCUCUGGCAAAUAUUUCUUCUUUUUAAACCAAAAUUUCAUGGUGAAUUCAUUACAAAAUCUGAAGCAUCGAUUCGUGUCCAGUCUCAAUUUUCAGUUUUCUAUAACUGACAAUUAUUAAUUAUUUUAUAAUUAAGGAGUGCACACGUAAGCAACAUGAAUAUGCUGCCAGCUCGGCAGACUUGCGGAAACAGUAUGCAGCUUCCUGUAAGCAGUUAGGAAUUGAGGUAAAAAAAAUGCAACUCCCAUCAUUGGGUUCAAAUUCUAAAAAUGUUAUUCAUAAUAAGAUAAAAAUUCCCCUUAUCAAAGGAAAUACCAAAAAAGUUCCUUUUAAAAUUCCCUUAACUUUUUUCCUGUACUUUGUAAAUUUUGAAGCCGAUUUGUUAAUAAUGUUAAAUCUCAACUAAUGUUGAAGACAGAGGGACAUAGUAUUAAUCAGACAGAUGAGUCAGCAUUUCAAAUUAUUUCUAUUUGGUAGUUUUGUUGUGUAAAUUAUUGAAGUUAAGGAUAUUAGUGUGCAGUAAAAAAAAAAUGUAUUAUCUAUUAUUGCAUACACCCAUCCAGUCCAUGUAGGCCGUCGACCUGCCUCACCACUUCCUUCCACUCAGGCCUAAUUAACGCUUUUCUUUUCCAUUUAUCAUGAUACCUGAAAGAAAUACAAUCCUGUCUCCAUUCAGUUUGCUUCUUUUUGAUUUUGUCAUCAGGGAAAGCAGAUAAAAUCAGAACUUGCCAGUUUGGUCAAAGAUCUCCCAUCUGAGCUGAGUAAAUUUGCUGUGUCCGCAAAAUCGUUAGAAGAAGCUGUACAAUUUUAUGACAAGUUUACCAAGUUUGUCUGCAACAAGUAAGUCUGUAACUAACCCUAAUAUGUCUUUUCAUUGUCAAAUAACUGAGUUUUAACAUUAGGUACCAUCAUUAAUCAGUUUAUCAAUUAGUUUAUCAAUCAUCAAUCAGUUCAACAAUCAGUGUAUAAAUCAGUUUAUCAAUCAGUUCACCAAUCAGUUUAUCAACCAGUUCACCAAUCAGCGUAUAAAUCAGUUUAUCAAACAGUUUACCAAUCAGUCUAUCAAUCAGUUUAUCAAUCAGUGUAUCAAUCAGUUUAUCAAUGAAUUACCUAAGUUAAAUUUUGUAUACUUAUCCUGCUAUUCUUUAUAACACUAUUUAUUACAACUGAUUAUCAAAGUGAGUCUGCGUCUGCUGAAAACGUCAGACUGUUGAAGCACAUACUUAGCAAAGGAAACACCAGCACAUAUGAAUGGAGGACAGGACAACCACCAACUCGUACCGACCAUCAGGAGAUCGCCAUCGACUUGUCUGAUGAGCAAGAUGCUGCUGCCAAUGGUAAUACCUUAGUGCCUUAAAGAGUUGUUUCAUAUAAUAGAGCAACUAAUUUGUAAUAUGGCAACUUAACCUAGAAUUGGGAUCCAUUGGAAUCUUUAAAAUACAUAUAAAAUAUGUAGAUGUGUCUGUAAUGAAUAGAAUUCAAUUAGUAUUUUAACAUUUCUAACCAUAUCUGUGGUUGUACAAAUAAGGUAGUUUCAAAAAAAAAAAAUUUAAUCAGAAUUUUUUUUUUUUUGCCAUAUAAUAAAUGCUACAUCUCUCAUUUCGAAGUUGUGUUCUGAACAUCUGGCUUAUUGCCAUAGAUGUUACAAAUUAAUUAUUGUGCACAUUUCUACUUGUUUCUACACAUAAUAAGCCCAAGUCAGGCCUUCCUUGCCUUGUUAGUUGUUGGUCCAUCACAAUGAUAGUAACAAAAUGUCCUUUCAUGUAUUUUAAUGAACUAUCUUAUUUUUUCCCUACUCUUAGGGACCAAUGAUGUGAUUGACUGGGGAGCCACUGAUGCAGGGGGGGCCACUGACUUGGGAGAAAACACCAUAGAUUUUGACUUAGGGGACAUAACUGUGGAGAGUGGUGGAGUUUUGGCAGCUGAUGGGGAGGUAAGAGAACAUGUUGAUUGCACCAUCACACCAUGACUGCCCCAUCACAACAUGUCUGCUCCAUCACAACUUGACUCCACCAUCACAAUAUGAAGGCCUGAUUAGUAUUUGUGUGUUUAAUCCUGAUAUAGUCCUGUGUUGAGUGAAACUUUUUUUUUAAUGUGUAUUUCUUGGGAUUAUAACUAACAAAAUAUUUUAAUGUCAUGCCAGAGUUAACAUAUACCUGGAAAGUAAUGUAAAUAAUGGUUAAUGUCAGGGAAGAAAUUGUCAUAUUUCAGGAGUUGGGAGCCAAUAGCUUUUUUACUUUGUUUCACCUCUUAGUCAAAAUGUGAAAUCAGCAAAUAUUUUUAUUUUGAGGGAGCUUAUUAAAAAAAAUCAGGAAAACACACAAAAAAAUAUUUGAUCAUUAAGUAACAAAUGAGAAGGUAUGCUUUCUUUUUCAAUGCAUUUUUAAUAAUAUGAAAAUGUAGUAUUUUAAGAGUGUGUUCCUGUAUGAAAUAGUCCCUCUAUGAAAUGUCCUCAUAUGAAAUGUUCGUUAUGGAAUGUUCCCCGUAGGUUGUCUUAGAGAACCCUGACAUUGACACAAUAGAUUGGGGAGCUGUAGGGGACAUCACUCCAAUAGAAUCCACAGAGAUAGGUCAAGAGUCAGGGGUUGCGACAGGGAAGGAUGCCCUGAGUGUUAUUGACAACCCAGAGACCAGAAACAAUUUUAUUGAUGACCUGCUCGAGGUGAGUACCCCAUACAUUCUCUUUUAGCCCGGUUCUAGAAUCAUUCUGAUCUUUUCCAUGGCUCUUUUAGUACUGCUAGGUAAAGUAUCUAGACAGGUUACCACUGUCAGUAAGAUAAUAGCACACUGAUGAUGUUCAAAGUUUUAAAUCCUAGCAACACAUUAACCACGCACCAAUUAAUGAACAGAAUCCUCCCAAUAUUGAAAGAUGUGAAAAUUAUAGAUGCAUUUUUUUGUUUGUCUAUUGUACAAAAUGUCUCUCUUUGUAAAACCCCAUCUUCACAGCUGAAAGCAUUUUUAACUCAAAGAGCCCACGAGGUUGCACAUGACACAGGAGAUGCCAGUCACAUGUCGUCUGCCCCAAGUGAUAUUCACAUUGACCUCGACAAGGUCACCACCAUGUUGACCAAGGUGAAGGAUAUCUUGGAUAAACUGACCAGUGUCCAGAUGCAGCAUCUCAUGUUGAUUAGGGACUCCCCCAGGUUGGUCCAUGAUUUCUGUUAAGUCUGUAUGAAUCUUGUCUGUCUUUGUCUGCUCACUCCUCUUCCUUCUAUUUCUUGCAGUGGUUCUGUCUGUGUUUGUAAGCAUCAUAUAUUAAUAUACACCUAGCUUGACUUACGACCUAAGUAAUGUACAAACAUUCAAAUUUACGACCACAAACACUAGCCAUACUGUAUUAGAUUUCAGAUUUAUUAAUGCCUUAAUUAUCAGUCGAACGACGUCUGCAAUCAUCAGCGGUCUUGUACAUCAAAAAUUAUGAUUCAUAACAAUAAUAAAAUAAAUUUAUGAAAAAAUGUAACUUAAAUAUUUUUAUAACAUCACUUUACAUUACUGUACUCAUAGCAUACUCAGCUUAAGACCAAAUCGUGUUACGGCCGGUCUGUCGGAACCAAUCGUGGUCGUAAGUCGAGCACUAACUGAAUACUUUAACUAAUGGUUUUAACUCAUUUCAUUUUGAUAUGUCAAGUGUGGAAUAUGUAUAGGUAUCAUAACACUUGUUAAUGAAGAUGCCUAACCUUGAACUGGUCUUGCUCCGAACUUUGCAAGCGCCCAUGUCCAUUGCUGUUUAGUUUUUGGCCUACUGAUAGAUUGUGUUGCAACAUUUAUCCAGCAUGCCCAUGUAUAAACCCCAAUAAGUGGAUCACCUAUUUUGAAAAAUGUAUCCACUGAUUCCAUCAUAUUUCCACCAGAUACGUGGAUCGCCUUCGUGACUCUUUAAAACAGAAGCUUUCACUGGCCGACAAGUUUGUGCUGAGUGAGAAAGAAAUGGCUGCGGCAUGGAAGGAAGCAGUGGAUGAAGAGAAGGAGCUGGAACCCCAAUUGGAACUCUUGAGGAAACAAACCAAAGUCUUGAAGAAACAGGUUGGCUACAUCUAACUCGUCAGCCCUUUAGUUUAUCAGAACUUUGUGCUUUUGGCUACAUCUAACUCAUCAGCCCUUAAGUUUAUCAGAACUUUUUACUGUUGGUUUACAUAUGAAAUCCUUGGCACAUAAUUUAUCAGAACUUUGAUUUUUACAAUUUGAUUGAUUUUGUAAUUUUUUUUAAAAGAGUGACAUGGUCACAAAGAACUAACGUUGCCAAUGAAUUAUUUUAAUCAUCAUUUAAAAAUAAGAAUAAGUAAAAAAAGAGAGAAACAAAUUGAAUGGCAAAAGAUUUGUUGACUGAAUUUUCAUAAAUUGAACUUUGAUAUCAUUGUUUUGCAUUCAAUGAAGUUUAUUUGAAUUAAUUGAUUUAAAAACUUAUUCAUUUUUGUGUCAGUUGGAGGAGGAGAUAUCUAAGAAGUACAAUGAGAGGAGAGUGAACAUCAUUGGAGAAAUCAACACAUUGUGAGACAAGUGAACAUCAUUGGAGAAAUCAACACAUUGUGAGACAAGAUAUCAGCAACCUUUAGCUUAUUUUAUUCGCUUCAUCCAAUUUCAAAGUUUGCUGAUUUAACGCAGGAAAAUAAUUUUAAUUAAAGCAAAAAUGAUGCCGGUAGUGUGACCAGUGACAAUUUUUUAUGGUAAGAUAUUUGAGGCACCUUUCAUGUCCUGGAUUAGGACGUUACUAGGUCAGCGACUCUUGUUGAAACACAACUCACCUCUUACACACCUUAGUCACCACUGGAUUUUUCUCGUGGUUACAAAAUGAUUUAAAAAAUUCAUCCCAGAUCCAGGUAAUUAAAUUUGCAUGUAUUUGUGACUCAUUUUUAUCAGUUUAAAAAAAAAAAAUUAAUUUUUAUUUCAUUCCAACAAAUACUUUGUUAUGGAUUUUUGGGAAUAAAAUUUCACAAAGAUUACAAUAACAAUUUUUUGUUUUUUUUUAAUUUUAAAUAUAAUAAGUGCUUCAGGGUUGUUCAAAGAAUAAAUUGUUGUAAAACUUUUGUGGACCAAUUUUAUGGUUUAUUUGAAAACAGUAAUGUCAUGAAAUAAACCACUGCCAAAGUAAAUGGUCCAAUUAUUUUUGAAAGACAAUAAAUUAUCAAAUAACAACUGUCUUGACAAAAUUUUAACCACUUUUUAUUCACUCUCUUGGAUAAAUAAAUUUUGGGGGUAAACCGAAUUAUUUUAUCUUUGUGGUAUGGCAGAAUUAUUUGAUAAAAUUAUGUUAUUUACCCUGUGGUAUUAUAUAAUCAUUUUUUAAAAAGUUUUUAUAAGAUAACACAUUUGUUAUUAAAUGUAAAGGAAAUACGGAGAGGACUGCGUUCAGGUAUCUAAAUGUAUCUUGAUUUUUAUAAUUAUGUAAAAUGUUAUUGGAGUCAAAUAAAUUGACAAAGUCCUCAAACUGUAAUCAUAAAAUUGAAUGGGUUUGACUUUGACUUAAUCAGGGACAAAAUACUUUUGGAACUGUAACUUUUAAAAAAUUUCACUGAUAAAUAAAGUGUGCAUAGUUCCUGUUAAAAGGUGAAGUAAUUAAAUGCAAAUUGAAUUCAUCAUCAGAAAUUCAUAAAAUGAAAAAAUAUUUGUUUCCAUUUCACCUUGAUGUUCCAUUUAUCCAUAGGGAAAUAAAUAAUUAUGGAUAAAAUGGAAUUUUAAAAAAAAAUUCAAAUCCCUGAAGUGAGACAAAUGAUUUCCCCAAUGCACUUUGAGGUCGUCAUUCAACAAAUCAAUCCUUAAAGAAUUGAAUCAACCAAUCAGGCUAGUGUACAACUCAGACUUAUCUCUAUUUAAACAUUUAGAGUUCAUUCAUAGCCACCAAUGAAGGGUAAUAAAGAAUGUACUUUGUUUUUUUCCUGCGUGAUGAAAUGUUUGUUGUCUUGUGAUAUUCAAGUGUUGACUUUGCCAUGUAUUUCUUCUCCUUGCUUGUAACCAUCAUCAAGUAUGUUGCUGAAAUGUUAAAUAAUCUUUAAUUUGACUGACAGAAAAUUCUACACAAUCACAAAGUAAACAUGUUCAGUUUUGUUUUCAACAACUUUCUUAAAAAUUGUCAUGGUAAUGGGAUGCUUAAGAAAAUUAUUUAUUUAUUUCAGUAGAGACAAUUAUUUUGGAAGUAUUUUUUCUUUAAAAAUAAAGAAACAGAAGUCUGCAAGCA
Lymnaea stagnalis (great pond snail) is the source of this 10495-nucleotide messenger RNA. NCBI's taxonomy places the organism in Eukaryota, Metazoa, Mollusca, Gastropoda, Lymnaeidae. The record is from the annotation of a GenBank genome assembly.